Lepisosteus oculatus (spotted gar) is the source of this 3682-nucleotide messenger RNA. Lineage: Eukaryota; Metazoa; Chordata; Actinopteri; Semionotiformes; Lepisosteidae. The record is from RefSeq and is a predicted model, not a curated record.
UAGAUGAAUCGUGGAACAGAAUCCUCCUGUUAUCUGUCUGCUUUACCUAAAAUUAAAUCGCGUGUUUUAGAAGAUAAAUUUUAGAAGCACAAAAAGUUCUGUACGGUGGAUGAGAUUUACAGUGAAAGGUCGGCAGCUGAAAAAAAAAAGAAGCCUUAAAAAUACAGAGGUGGAGGAUGGCCCAUUUAAUUAGAGAUGGCAUCUCCAAAGGAGUCAUUCACCGAAAUUUAUUAGAGGACACAAGAGUGGUAAAAAUUAAAGAAGACCCGGAUAUGGGAGAUGUGGGAAACAAUUUAGAUAAAACCUUGUAUCUGUGCACUGAUUGCGGGAAGAGUUUCAGUACAAUAGGCCAGCUUGAAUCCCACCAACUACUGCAUGGCUAUGGGAAGCUCCCAUUAGGGAAUUCUGACUGUGAAGAAUCGGUCACUCCGAGAGGCCCCUCUGGGAAAAUCCCUGGAUCCCAAUCACCGUUUACCUGCAGUGAAUGCGGAAAAGGCUUUUCUAAGCGCUGGUACCUGAAAGAGCACCAGCGGAUCCACUCCGGAGACCCCACCCAUCGCUGCCUAGUCUGCGACAAGAUUUUCCUCCAAGCAGGGGACCUGAGGAAGCACCAGCGCACGCACACGGGAGAGACCCCCUACAGCUGCCCUCACUGCGACAAGAGCUUUGCCCAGUCCGGGGGGCUCAGGAACCACAUCAGGACCCACACCGGGGAGACGCCCUACCGCUGUGAGGACUGCGGCAAGCGUUUCAGCCAGUCGGUGCACCUGAAGAAGCACGUGCGGAUCCACACGGGCGAGACCCCCUACCACUGCGACGUGUGUGGCAGGAGCUUCAAAAGGGGGGACACCUUCAAGAUCCACCAGCGCGUGCACACGGGAGAGAACCCCUACCAGUGCAGCGAGUGCAACAAGAAGUUCAGUCACCUGGGCAGCUUAAAACUACACCAGAGGGUUCACACACGAGAGACCCCUUAUCAUUGCACUGUGUGUGGGAAGAGUUUCUCUCAGUCAGGCACACUUAAAAAGCACAAGAGAAUUCACACCGGAGAAAGACCUUUCAUCUGUCAAGUGUGUGGUAAGGCUUUCACUCAGCUGCCACAUCUUAAAUCACACCUGAAGGUUCACAACAAGAAGGCUUAAAUGUGUGUCCCGCACAGCUUGUCCUCCAACACUGGUGUGUCCUGGUGCACCAACAGGCUGGUCUCCUGUUACACUAAUCAGUAUUAUUGGGAGGCCCAGGGGGUUAUGGCACAGCUUUGUUUUACAAUGUUAAAAGCCCUACUCUGUAUGUCUUAGGGACCAGCUCUGUGGGUGCUGUACAGUAUACCUGUAUGUUCAAGCACACCAGAUAUUUUGGAUCAAAAAGUUAUCAUUGUAAAGCAAAGGUGAAUGGAUUUUUACUUUGUGAGAGAUUACACAGAUAGGACUGUAUUCACAGUGCAAUUCACAACUUGUGUCUUGUCCCGGACUAUGAAAUCAACUUAUCUGACCUAUGUGAUUCAGUUGAUUUGUCAUUUAAUGACCUAUCAGCGAAUCAAUAAUGAUGUUCGAUCAGAACAAUUGUCUGUGUAGGACAGUCGCUGCCAGCAAGUGAACUUCACAGGUGUUAUAUAUUUUAAAAAUGGUGUAUUUGUAUUUCAGAAAAGCAACACUACCAAAAAAAUACAUACCCCCAUUAUCUGCACUCAACUUAAUUUCAUUGACAAUAGGAUUAAUAAGCUAUCUUCUAAUGUGCUUGAUGAGGGUGAGGAAGCCAGCACUUCAGCAGAGUGGGUCAUUGGUAUUUUGGUGGCUUAUCUUUUAUCAUGAUCAUCGAAAGGCCUUUUUGCAAAAAUCCAAAACAUAGGAGUUAUUGAUGUUUUUCCACAAAGGCAGCAUCCAACCAACAUCUAAUCGAAAAAGGAGCUGAUGGAUGGUAUCAUGCGCUAAUUUUCUAAACAAAUGAACAAUCAGUCACUACAAAUCUUCUAGCAAAACAAAUAAGUUCUGCUUAGAAAAAGUGUGUUCCAUAUUCACGGAGAUGCUGUUCUACUGGAUCUUGAAGGUGCCAUAAAUAACUUCAUUAGCAGGAGUGCGACAUGAAGAAACCCAUCAUCGUUAAUAGUAUAAUGCCUUCAUGAGUAUUAAGAAAUGGUUAAUUUCUAUGGGAGGCAGAGAAAUGCUCUAAAAGAUAAGCACCCCUAUUAAUGGUAAAAAGCUGGCACUUAUGAUGUAAGUCCUUCUUGAGGAGGGAUGUCCAGUACGAGAUGGCAUGAACAUUUCAAGAUCUGUCGAAAACAUCAGCAUUGGAAGAUGUUCAAGUCCAAUUAAGUCAGCAGUGAGUUGAUAUAGUUUCAGAACUGAGUAGGAGUGUAACCCUGCAAACACCCACCUCUGCGUUAGAAGGUGCUGCACUUAAAGUGUGCUUAAGAGGGUGCUGAGUCAUUCACUAUCUGAAAAAAAAAGUGGUGGAGAAUAAUCUGGGAAUAAAAGUGCUAUUUAAAGUAUUAUAGUGUUAUUUUGUGUAGGUGUGUACUGAAAGUUUGUCGUCAUUUUCAGGUAAAAGGUAAAUGUUACAAAAUGUGCUGCACAGAUAUGUAAUAACCAGACCCGCGGUAUUCAAAGUCUUCCUUUGAUAGAAAGGGCCAUGUGAAAAGGUUUUAUGAGUUUGCUCUCCAAAAAUGGCUGGUUUACUUAAGUACCGUUUCUAACUGUUAAGGCCCAUCAUGGAUUUUACCAGUAAUAUUCAUUUUCUUGUGAAGGAAGCAUACACUCCUACCUGUGGUGUAGUUCCACCCUAGUUUAGUAUUCAGCUGUCUAGCAAUAUGUUUAGCGAUUUAAAAAAGCCAUUAUUCAACAUACAAAAGGGGAGUUCAUUUUUAUUUCCUUUCAAAACAGUGGCUAAUGAAAGUAUUGACCUCUAACAGAAUCCCAGGAUAGAAAAAUGCCUUGUUAAGACUGUUAUUCCACAUUAUUGAGGAGAGUCAUACAAUAAUCCAAACUAUAUUACAUACCUGUACACAUUCCGAUCUUUUGUUGAUGUUGUUGGAGAAAACCUUGUGGAUGAGUAGUGCGCUAGGGCUAUAAAGACAUUUGAGUAUAAAAGACACUACAUGGACUGCAACUAUUUACUGUAAUUGGUAUUUUGCUGUCAAUGAGUUAUCAUAGAUUUUACUAUAGAACACCUCAGAGCAUUAAAGAGCAUUAUACAGUAGAUAUGGUAAUUAUUGUUUCUUAUGCACUUUCAGUUUUCCUUUCAAUAUAAAUUACAUUGUCCAAUACAUUUUCUUAAUAGUUAUCUAAUUGUGUAAGCAUGUCAGCUUACAAAGAAAAAAAGUGAUGCAUAUGAAUCAAAUGGUCUUGGAUAUAAUGGAUGACUGUGCCAUUAAGCCCCUGACCCAACUGCUUCUUUUCAAUGACAGCUUCCAAAUGGUUUUGUCUUCUGGAUUUUUUUUCUAGCAGGUCUUGACUGCAGCUAAACAGAAAAUACUGGAUAGAGACUGAGGUACAAUUUGACCACACUGGACUGUAUUUGGUGUCUGUGUGUCUUCUAAUGGGAAGAAGUAUGGUUAGGUCAUAUUGUACCAGUUCUAACACUGUGACUGUGUAAAAAUUUAAUUAGCCCUUCUUACUUACUUUUUUGGUGUGUGAGUGAACUUCCAUUCUUCAUAAACAUCUUUUGUAUAUGUUGUAUUUUUUGG